AGCACAUCAGCAUUAGACCAUCGCAUUGCCCUAAGAAGACCGAGUCUUGGACACCAAGAAAUCUUUUUCGCGCAUCCCGGAUUCACCGGACCACAAGAUUCACGUACCAGCUGAGGCAAUACACAGGUAGGUCAUUCCACUCAUCGACCUGCCCGUCUCUCUCUCAUCCUAAACCCAAGCACACCCACUGCCAUGUCCGAAACCAACCAUCCGCCGACCACAACGACAGCAAUAAUCGAUCAGGGAUCACAGCCCACCUCCAACCCAGGCACCACCAUCCUUAUCCUCAUCGCCGUCCUGCUCCCCCCUUUAGCAGUCUCCUUCAAGCGGGGCUGUUCGGGAACACUGGCAGUCAACAUCCUCCUUACACUGAUCGGCUAGUUGCCUGGCGUGCUGCACGCCGUCUGUGUGAUAUCCACCUGAUUCCAUUCUAAUUCGAGACGGGCCAUUUGAGCAGGUGAAACGACGAGCAUCGUCACCUUGGAACUCGA
Molecule: messenger RNA, 491 nt
Organism: Canariomyces notabilis
Lineage: Eukaryota; Fungi; Ascomycota; Sordariomycetes; Sordariales; Chaetomiaceae
Exons: 1
Coding region: 193-381 (62 amino acids)
Cellular component (GO): membrane
Source: RefSeq, a predicted model, not a curated record